Paramisgurnus dabryanus is the source of this 2383-nucleotide messenger RNA. It is a transcript of the gene prc1b, whose product is annotated as protein regulator of cytokinesis 1b. Gene Ontology annotation, molecular function: microtubule binding. The record is from RefSeq and is a predicted model, not a curated record. Lineage: Eukaryota; Metazoa; Chordata; Actinopteri; Cypriniformes; Cobitidae. Gene Ontology annotation, cellular component: spindle; mitotic spindle midzone; cytoplasm. Gene Ontology annotation, biological process: microtubule cytoskeleton organization; mitotic spindle midzone assembly.
UCUGUUUGACACACAUGCUCACGCAUGCGCAGUGACGCUCGAAACAGCCAAUCAAAUGGUCGGCGCGAGUCUGACGCAUAUUUUGAAUCAGAAACGGUUGUGGCACGAUCAUAGUACGUGUACUGUACAAUCUAUUUUUCUAAUAUAAAAUAUAAAUUAACAAAGGGAUAGUCUGUCUUGGGAUACUAGGAUGAGGAAGAGUGAGGUCAUUGCUGCAGAAUCUGUGGCAUGCCUAAAUAAAGCCCUUUGCCAUCUGAAGGACAUCUGGGAGGAGAUUGGCAUCCCAGAGGAGCAGCGAUUAGAGCGAACGAAUGUGGUUAAGAAUCAUGUCAAAAGUCUUCUGGAUAUGAUGAUCGCGGAGGAAGAGAGUCUGCGGAGUCGUCUGAUGACAAGUAUCGAGACAUGUCGCAAAGAGAUGAGCAAAUUGUGCUUGGAGCUUCAGCUUCCCAUGUUUCAAGAGGAUAGAAGAGACACUAUACUUAAGCAGGAGAAAGACCUCCGGACACAUGUUGAAGCUAUGCUACGAGAGAAAAAUCAAAGAAUUCAGACGCUCAAAGCUUUAACAGAGCAAGAUCAGGAUCUCUGUGAUAUUCUCUGUUCCCAACCAUUUGCCCUGUCUUCCAGUUCUGUUCCAUCUCUGGAAGAGCUGGGGAAAUUUCGUCAACACAUCGCCCAUCUCGCUGAUGAGAAGGAACUGAGACAUGAAGAAUUUGUCAAACUCAAGAAAAAGAUCAUACUUUGCAUGGACGAUCUGGAUCAGUUGCCUGAAACUAGUUUUGAAAAGGAUGUCGUGUGUGAAGAUGAAGAGAGUUUUUGCUUGUCUAAAGAAAACAUUGAUUCGCUCAAAGUCCUCCUGCAUCAGUUGGAGAGCAGGAAGGCUGAGAACGAGCGUGUCUGUGGCUCCUAUCGAGAAACAAUCCAGAAUCUCUGGGAAAGGUUGCAGACUUCACAGGAAGAGCGUGAUGCCAUUUCUGAACACAUGACCCGCUCGAAGAGACGAAACAUGGAAGCAUUACAAGCUGAGGUCGAACGUCUUGAGGAACUGAAGCUUAAAAAUAUCCAGAAUGUUACAGGGGCCAUUCGAAAUGAGAUUGCAGUGUUCUGGGAUAAGUGCUUUUGUAGCUCUGACCAGCGGCAAGCUUUUGUGCCCUAUUAUGAUGAUGAUUUCAGCGAAGAACUUCUGAGCUUACAUGAUGCAGAAAUUGUGCGCCUCAAACAGCACUACGAGGAUCACAAGGAGCUUUUUGAAGGUGUUCACCAAUGGGAAGAGAACUGGAGACUUUUCAUAGAGCUUGAACAAAAGGCCAAAGAUCCAUCCAGAUUUACCAACAGAGGAGGACACCUUCUGAAGGAGGAGAAACAACGGGCUGAUCUGGUCAAAAGCCUUCCCAAGCUUGAGAAGAAGCUGAAGGCUGAAAUUGAGCAGUGGGAGCAGGAGCAGAACAGAGAGUUUCUGGUGAAUGGACAAAAGUUUAUGGAGUUUGUUGCUGAUCAGUGGGAGUCCUAUCGAUUGGAGAAGGAACGUGAAAAACAGGAAAGGCAACAAAAGAAAAGCAAGCAGACAGAAGAGGACAUGGUCUAUGGGACUGUGGUGCGAACACCAACUAAACGACGAUUUCUGGGCAACACAACACCUUGCAAAGCUCGAAAGUUCAAUGCCACGUCAAGUACUGGCACUUCUAACAGCACUAUCCGAUCUGUUUGUGGUGGGACUGUCUGUCACUCUCCUAUGUUACGCCCUCCAAAGCAGGGCAAUGCGGUGAAAACUCCAGCUCGUGGUAAACCUCCGCAUCAAGGUACGAUAGAGCGCAAUAAGGAGAAUAUUUGUCAUCUUACUGUUGGUGUGGGUGGGGCGAUGAUGGUCCCAGCAAGUCCACAACGAAACUUCAGCAUUAACUCCGUUGCAAGUACCUAUACAGAGUUUCAGCGAGACCUCUCCAAGUCAUCUAAAUCUAAACAUGUGCCUGAAAUUUUGAACUCAACCAUUAUUCAACUGUAACUCUUCUGCACACUUGAUAAACUGCUAUAAGACGGGAAUUUUGUAAAUGAUGAGUUUUGGGCUCUUGUUCUUUUAUAGCUAUAGCUAUGCAUUUUAUAUGUAAAUGAAGGUAUAAUAUAUUUUAAAUAUUUUUUUUCUGAGGGAUUCAACAUGUAUGUUCACUUUAACACUAGGCUAAACACUGCUCUAUGCAUCUCUUUAAUUUAACAAAUUGCUGAGCUGUCCAAAUUAACUACUAGUGUUGUUUCUCACUAUUUUGUACUUGGUCAAAAUCACAGUAUAUGUUAUGUUAUACUUUGAAUGUUUUGCACAAUUUAUUGUAAAAAUACUGCAUUCUUUUUAGUAAUGAACAAUUCACUACAUUAAAAGUAAAGCUUAAAGCUA